Pseudovirgaria hyperparasitica is the source of this 1722-nucleotide messenger RNA. RefSeq lists its product as uncharacterized. The transcript has 2 exons. NCBI's taxonomy places the organism in Eukaryota, Fungi, Ascomycota, Dothideomycetes, Acrospermales, Acrospermaceae. The record is from RefSeq and is a predicted model, not a curated record. Bases 1 to 1722 code for a protein of 573 amino acids.
AUGAAACAUUUCAAGUCGAGCACGAAGCUCAGACAGAAAGAGAAAGAGAAAGAGUUGCAGACCAGCCCGAAGCAACGACAGCCCACAUGGUAUCCGACCGGCCCUGACUAUACCUCACGCCUGGACAAGGAGAUUUUGAAGAGAAUAUUCGCUCUGGUCUGUCCACACUCGAGAGACAAGAGUCAUAAGCCGCUAGAGGAGACCUACAUUGUAGAUGGCUGUUCGGUCUGUGACCUACGCGAUCUUUCCAACUGCUGCUUGGUCAAACGUUCGUGGUAUGGACCGGCAGCUGGGCUAUUAUACUAUAACAUCCGUAUCGAUGCUGUCCAUUUCUGUGAACUAGAGGCAUACUUUCAAGAACAGCGUGAACGUAAAUCACGCCGAAGUCGACAUGCAGAAGCCCCGGACCCCCCAACAUUGCGGCUGCAGCUGCUCCAGCGUACACUGAAAGAAAGCGAGUUUCUAUGGCAAAGUGUAACGUUUCUCAAAACGCCCUACAUGACACGGGAGACCUGUCAAGCCGAGCUCGCCCGCUGCGUCUCGGUUGUGCCGAACCUGCAAUAUAUCGACUUGCCAGACGGCUGCUAUAGCGGAGAUAGCUUGAGCUCGACCCUCACAAAUGAAUUAAUGUCUAGGUGUCGGCACAUUAGGCAAAUGAAGUAUCGUGCCGGUGCAGAAAGGAAUUUUGAGCAGCUGGAACGUGGGCAUUGGCCUGAACUUCAGAUCCUGGACAUUUCUGGGAUACAUGUCGAGCCUGCCGUAUUUCGUCAGGUCGUCGGCAGCUUAAGAUAUCUCAAGGAGCUUCUCGUGACCGAGGCAGACUGGUUCGGCGAUCAAGUAUUCCAUUCAGCUCCAGGAAUACCACACUUUCCUGCUCUGUCAAAACUCACCCUGAAACAUGUCCCGGUAUCAAUUGACGGCCUUUUACACUUUCUUAAUGAUGGCGUGGCGCGCGGUAAUCUUACGCAUCUCACCAUCUCCGGCACUCACAUCAGGGUUCCUGACCUCCACAAGCUGCUCAAACGAGCCAGCGACCUGGUAUACCUCAACUAUACAGAUAGUGUCAGCAUGUCUCUUCCGAUCGAUCCCAUCGCACCACUCCAGUCCAUCUCCCUGCGCACCCUGCACUACGAAAUCACUUCUGCGUCCGACAACUCGCAGUCCCUCCAUCCCCCGACCGCCUCGUACUACACCUAUCUCCAAAACUCCCUCCAGAACGGGUUCUUCCCUGGUCUGCGCUCAAUCUACGUCCGCGACUCCGAUUUCCCCGCCCGUCUCCUCCUCGCACCUCCUGCACCUGCCUUCAAAGCCGCGCCCGCGCCUCGACUCACACAGCCCCUCGAAGUGUACACCAAGGGCCAGUCAGAGAUGGAAUGGGUCUACACGUCCGUGAUCCCGUCAGACACAGCCGGGCGUCGUGGCAGUAUGAGUGGCGGGCGCCCGAUCUCGCAGUAUGAAGCCGAAAAGGGCCUUGGUUCGCAGUGGGGCGGUUCGAGCAGGCGUAGCACGAUGGUCGGGAACGGAUUCGGUGGCUUCUUGGUUGUGCCUGACAUGGAUGACGGGGCCAGGCCGAGUAGUCGGGGCAGUGCAUUUGGGGGAAGUGUAUUUGGAGGCAGCCCGGCGACAAGUCCAAUGAGAUCCGAGUUUAAUCUGAGACCCCCUGAAAGAUCGAGCCUUUUUGGAGGAAAGAGUAAGCGGGACAGUCGGGAUCUGUGGAGGUAG